UUCCCCUGAUUAAGUCAGAGGAACCUCUUCGGGUUUUCUCAUGGCAGUCCUCUUUCUGCUGUUGAUCAGCUUUUCUGCAGGGGAAGCUCACACCAUAAGGGCACUGGUCGGUGACGAUGUCACUCUGUCGGUCGAUACUGAGACAUCGUCAGACAUCAGCGAUGCUCUAAUCGAUUGGUACAAGACAGACCUGACUCCUGAUGUUGUCCAUCUGCAAGGAAACGGUCGGAUAAUUUAUAAAGAUCAGAAUCCGGCAUACAGAGACAGGACGAUGCUGUCAGCAGAAGAUCUGGAUAGAGGAAUCAUCUCCCUCAAACUGUUCCACGUCCGACUGGCCGAUGAGGGGAAGUACACCUGCUUUGUCAAGUCCAGAGGAAAAGAUUACUCCUUCAAGAUGUUGCUUCUUGUAGGUGGAGCCUCCUCCCCACUCACGACCAUAGAGCAUUUCAACAGCCACAGCGUGGUUCUGGGCUGCCAGGCUAAUGGCUGGUAUCCACAACCAGAGCUCUCCUGGUGGAACGCUGAUGGACUCCCCCUGCCCGCCGUAACCAUGAAUACCAUUCAGGACCUCGACAGACUGUACAACAUUUUCAGCACCUUGGAGGUGGAGUGGGAGAGCCUGAGAAGACCCCUCACCUGUAGAGUUCACCAGGAGCUCUUCGACCAGACCAGGGAGAGGGAGGUCUACUACCCUGAAGGUGGACGUAGCGUCUGGGACGUCACCCAUUAUGUUAAUGCAAGAGUUCUAUGUGAAGUCUUCAUGUAUAUGGAGUGUCAGCACUUAGCUAAGACGUUAGCAGUCAACAACAGCCACCGUUUGUAACUGGCAGCACAGUUUAUUACAUUGAGGGUCGUUUUAUAAAUGCCUCACACUAGCCUAUGGCCGAAACGCAUUCGUAUUAACCUAAGCUUAUUAUUCAAAAACGUAAUAACAAUUGAAUAUGUUUUGAAUAAUAAUUUAAUAAACAUAAUUGUCAACUAGGACCUCGGAAAACAGAUCCUAACAAACGAGGAAGACAAUCAUUGGCUGUGUAUUACAAGAAUGAAAUCCCAUUCCUUCCUGUCAAAUUAAAAUGAUGGUGGGUCUUUCUACGUCCUGAUCAAUACUGCAAAACACCUACAGGCCGUAAGAGGAACUUUAGCCUUCACCAGGGACCUCUAACAGGACAUCGGAGGUAUCUCAUGCUGGCCUCUAUCCUGAACAACAUAAAUAAUAUUUAGAGUAACUAUGUGCAUUUCUCUUCAACUCGAGAAGUCAUGAAUGCCUCUAGAUUUACACAUCGGCCUGGCCUGGGAUGUUAUUGGCAGAUGUGAUGUUAUAGACAGAUUCUAUAAAAAUUUAAAUGUACUUGCUCUGCAGAGAACAUCAUUUCUGGUUUGGCCCGGUCUUGUCGAACUAGAGAUGGAUUGAUUGCUGUUGCGGUGGUGCUCUCUUUGGUGACUGUUAUUACCGGUAUUAUCGGUGAGUACAUAGUAUUUGUAAGAUAAUGAGAUGCUUUCAUUUAUUUAAUGAAUUCCAGGUGCCAACUCUGAUACUGUUAUGUCCAGCCUGCAGAACCAUUCAUGGAAACUCCAUGAAAUGAAGAUUAGAGCAUUUCCUAACACACACCCACACAAGCUGCCAUUGCCCACUACGGGUCUCUAGCUAGCUGCUACUGUUCGCUAUGUGUCUCUAGCUACCUGCUACUGUUCGCUAUGUGUCUCUAGCUACCUGCUACUGCUCGCUAUGUGUCUCUUGCUAGCUGCUGCCCAUUUUGUGCCUCUAACUAGCUGCUACUGCCAUCUAUGUGCCUCAAAUUAGCUUCUACUGUAUGUGCCUCUCACUAUCUUUCACUUCAACAGAUUUUCAUCAGGGUGGACAAAAUCAUUCGGAGGGACUAUAAGAUCACAUGAGAUGCUUAUAAUAUUAUAAAUGAAAUGGAAUAUAGUAAUACAUUAGGUAUCUGAUAUGAAUUACAAAACAGUUCGAUCCAACUACGCAUUGUGUUUGGUUGAGCACCUUACUAGCCACGCUAGUAUAAUUCUACAGGUCUGUGGAAGUCUGCAGGACACUACCAUUAUGGCCUUCUAUUUAGAUAACGCUGAAGCAAAGAAUCACAUGUUGUAACUUUAACAUUUGCACAUUUUUUGAGUUAAUUAUUGAAUAUUCAUUCGUUUACAUUGCAACAUGCGUUUGUUGUUGUAGAGACUUCCUACCAUUGUACACCAAGUGCCCACCUCUCAGGACAUCGUCCUUAAAGCAAGUCUGACUUAUUGCAUUGAAGUUAUAUCGUCUCCAAAUCUCUUGCGGUGUGCUACACAGUCUGCCAGUUUACUUUCACACUUGCAUGUCCUUACAUUAAUGGUCCCGAGCCGAAACGCAUGACUCAGAUUUCGCUCCAUUCGUAUUAUAUUAGAAUAAAUCACUAUAUCCUACUUAACUAUUAACCCUAUACUAAACAAUAUAUAUGAUAUGUCACACAUAUCGCGCUAAUCAUGAUCUUCACACUUAAUCACAUAGAAGAGAGAAUCCGAUAAAUUGCCUUUCAUAAGGCCUAUGUAUUCCAGAAAGAAAUAGGCUAAUUCAACUUGCUCUGUCAUUGCUCUGUUAGCUCGCCCGACUGCAUGUCAGGCUACCUGGGGUGUACGUAUCACACAAGGGGACGGAGGGGGAGCUGACUAGAGUGAGUGAUGAUUGGACUAGGUUGUUCUGAGAUCCAGGCUAAAAACGACAGCAAGUUCCUUUAUCCUAAAACAAUUGACAAUUAUCCUAAAAAUAUAUAUUUGUAGUGUACUUUUCUCAUUGUUAAAUAAAUAACAAAAACCUUCCUGGCUCCAAAAGUGGAUCGUUUUAAGAAGCGGUAAUGAACCGGUUGAAUUAAUAAAUAAAAAAGUAAAACAAGGUAAAUAUACAACAUAUAAAAAAAGAAUGCAUUGUGUAAUACAUUCUUUCUUUAUAUGUCUGGAGACCAUUAGUAUUCUCUGCUCCAACAACUCAACAUAACAGGUCGAUAUACAGAUACUAACAUAACAGUUUACAUACAUGGUUAUGUUUAACCGAUAUUAACACAACAGUUUACCAUACAUGGUUAUGUUUAACCGAUAUUAACACAACAGUUUACCAUACAUGGUUAUGUUUAACCGAAGGAAUAUUAUGUUUCGUAUGCACAUUGUUGUGUGUGUGUUUGUGUGUGACUUCUAUGCAGCUUUAAUGUCCCUAUAUUAUUUGCCAUUUCUAGCUUUCUAUUUUCUAUGUUUUGACUGAACAGCCCCUUUCUACCCUUGCUUCGAAAAGCCCUUCAUACAUUUCAUCAGAUGUUCUCACAUGUACUUAAAUUAUCUGCAUUUCAUUCUACCAUGAAUAAAAAAAUAAUUGAUUCUCGGCUGAUGCGUUUUUAUCAUUAUUUAUGAUAAAACUUGUUUUUGCCCACCUUUUCAUGAGUCUCUCUGUACCAAUUUACUACAGGUGGAAAAUAGCAGCAUGCUAAAACCUGCUACAAUGCAUCUCUCCUUGUUUUAAACAAGGUUAAUGUUUCUUUUGUACAUUGUCCCUGUUCAACGAUUCUCUACAAAGCAACUAUAUAAUUAAUGUGAUGGGUCGUUUGCUGAUCAACGUCGCCCUCUGCUGGCAGUUGUUAAAACACGACCAACCUUUCAUAUCAACAGAUAAAACAGGAUUACGUCACUAGCAUGCUCUCAGUUAAACUUAGCAUUAAAGGCUAUAACGUUAACGAUGUUUAACUCUAUCAAAUGUUUGGUAACAUGUUAUCAAUCCAAAUUUGUGCAAUAUUUAUCUGCACAUUUAUAUCACUUCAAUAUAAAUGUCAUCUUUUCAAUAUUGAUUAUUUCAUGUGCAAUAAAUACCUGCCUGGAUCAAUUUAUGCAUUUAAAGGGUAUAUUUUCCUGUGCAUAUAUAGCCCUUCUGUAUUCAAGUGUAAUUAUUUUUGUAUUAAUUGAUAUCUAAAUGUAUUGAGUGAUUUCUAAAUGUAUUUAUUUAUAAUGUAUUGACUGAAUUCUAAAUGCAUUGAUUUAAAUUCUAAUGUAUUAAUUGGUUUCUAAAUUAGUGUUAUGGUAUCUAAUGCGAACCGGGGCUUAACCAGUAACCAUUGGCUUAAAUUCCAGUACGGUAGGGCUGAGCGAACUGGAGCCCCGGGAGGCUGUUGGAACAUGGAAUGCAAUUCAUAUUUAACAUGGGGAGCUAGUGAAACUUUAAGUAUAUUU
Molecule: messenger RNA, 4200 nt
Organism: Gadus chalcogrammus (walleye pollock)
Lineage: Eukaryota; Metazoa; Chordata; Actinopteri; Gadiformes; Gadidae
Product: CD276 antigen-like
Exons: 3
Coding region: 41-823 (260 amino acids)
Source: RefSeq, a predicted model, not a curated record